Molecule: messenger RNA, 3707 nt
Organism: Paramisgurnus dabryanus
Lineage: Eukaryota; Metazoa; Chordata; Actinopteri; Cypriniformes; Cobitidae
Source: RefSeq, a predicted model, not a curated record
UAGUGCAUGCGCGCUCUCGAUGUGAUGCGCAUAGAAACCAGCGCCAGCGCGUGGCGUGCUGCGAGACGAAUACAGUUCGUAUGAAUGAGCUGCAGUUUCAUCAGUGGGACAGAUACAGGGAUUAUUAUUGUAGUCAGAGUGCCAGAGGUUUAAUACUUACUGGAUUAAGUGCUUUAAUCGCGACAGACUACCAUAGAACAACCGCGUCGGAUAUCUACGUGCUACACGCGGUUACUUCUGAAAUGAUCGUUUAGAAAAACACAGGGGCGAAAUAAUAGAUUAGCUUUAUAUUUGGAGACAGCGGUUUUAUGAACUUACCUUACUUUACAAACUCUCAUAGUUAUAUUUGCUGAGGAAGCGGUCAUUUGGGAAGGUGCGGUGCACCCUGCUGCUGCAUGAGACUGUCCGAAUUAUCAAGAACAAAUCGCAGAAAGUGCUUCAUAUGGGCGAAGCGAGAGCUCGGUUCCCCUCUGGUUGGACAUGGGCUCGUUGUGAAGAAAACGGUGUGUCAGAUGCCGAGCAGGAGAAACGAUGGGCACAACUGUUUGAUCAACUAGAUCGAAAUAAAGAUGGAAGGGUCGAUGUGAAUGAGCUCCGCACUGGAUUACAUGCCAGGGGGAUCAAGCGCAGCGAGGUGGACGAGAUUGUACGUGAGAGUGACAGCAAUGAUGACGGCCAGCUGGACUUUACAGAGUUCACGCAGUAUCUUCGCAAGCAUGAGAAAGACCUGAGGCUCAUGUUCAGCAGCCUGGAUCACAACAAAGAUGGUCACAUAGACGUUGCAGAAAUUCAGCUCUGCUUGCGCAGCCUCGGUGUGAAUGUAUCCACAGAGCAAGCCUCCACAAUACUGCAAAGCAUGGACAGAGACGGCACAAUGACCAUUAACUGGAGCGAGUGGCGGGACCACUUCUUGUUUAACCCUCUGCACAACAUAGAGGACAUCGCCCAUUACUGGAAACACUCUCUGAUGUUGGACAUUGGGGAACAACUGACCGUGCCGGAUGAGUUCUCAGAGAAAGAGAGACGCUCAGGUUUGGUGUGGAGGCAGUUGGCGGCCGGGGCAAUGGCCGGAGCAGUAUCCCGAACAGGAACAGCCCCUCUUGACCGCCUUAAAGUUUUCCUUCAGGUCCAUGGCUCUAGUGGAGUCGGUUUGUUAGGAGGCCUGCAGGGGAUGGUAAAGGAGGGGGGCUUGAGGUCCCUCUGGAGAGGAAACGGGAUUAACGUGCUUAAAAUUGCCCCAGAGACAGCGAUCAAAUUCAUGGCUUAUGAGCAGAUCAAAUGCCUGAUCAGAGGCAGUAAAGAGGGUGGAGCUUUGAGGGUUCAGGAGCGAUUCAUCGCAGGCUCACUGGCAGGAGCAACUGCUCAGACCAUCAUCUACCCUAUGGAGGUGUUAAAGACUCGUCUGACACUGAGAAAGACUAAACAAUAUUCUGGUAUGGCAGACUGUGCCAAGCAGAUACUGUGUAAGGAAGGGGUGCGUGCCUUUUACAAAGGCUAUGUGCCCAACACACUUGGCAUUAUCCCAUAUGCUGGUAUUGAUCUGGCUGUCUAUGAGACUUUAAAAAAUGCUUGGCUACAGCGGUACUGCGUGGGCUCAGCUGACCCUGGGGUUCUGGUGCUGCUUGGAUGUGGCACUGUGUCCAGCACAUGUGGACAGCUGGCCAGUUACCCUCUGGCUCUCAUCCGCACACGCAUGCAGGCCCAGGCCUUAACUGAUGGCGUUCCCCAGCUGACCAUGGUUGGCCAGUUCAAGCAUAUUGUGUCCCACGAAGGCGUUCCCGGACUUUACAGAGGGAUUGCUCCCAAUUUUCUUAAAGUCAUUCCUGCUGUUAGCAUCUCUUAUGUAGUUUAUGAGCAUAUGAAGAAAGCACUGGGAGUUCUGGGAUCAUAAACUAUGACAGAUUCAGAGUACAAAAGGAUGGUGAAACUAAUAAAGCUGGUUUUGUGGUAAAAGAGAUCUAGAGGGAUGUAAGGACGACCCUACAGAAUGCAGUAAGAGGAUUUACAGUGAGUGACCUAAAACUACACUGUACUGUACACAUUCUUCCUUGGGCAAUCUUUAAUAAGAUUGUGUUAAGCCAUCGUCAUUUCUGUUUCUCUGGCAGCUUGGAGAUUUCAGGUUUAUUGAACAUUGUUUAGGCAUAUUUGCUGUUUCUUAUUGGAACACAAAACCUUAACAGCAUUAAAUGGUUAUGGUUUUUUACAGGGAUUUGCCUGAUGUUGAAUUUUAGGCAAUGAACUGAAAUAAAUAUUAGUUAGUUAAAUAUAUAUAUAUUACUUUUGUCACUAUCUGAUGAUAGGAAGUUAUGGGUGGAAUAUCAUUACAGUAUUUUGGAGUGUAAGCUUUUUUUUAAAUGAUAACCAAAGUUCCUCUCAGUAAAUUCACCAAAAUUAGGUGUUUAAUGUGUGCAAUAGAUCACAAUAUAUCUUAAGAAAUUAUUUCUGUCUGACAAUAGUACAUUUUAGGAGGGAUUUUUCUUAUUUUAGAAUGUUUGUUCAGGUCAUUCAGUGAGAGGUAAGCAUAAUAUAUUUAACAUAUUAGUGAUUAAGGGAUUUGCACUUUUCAAAAAUAUUGAAUUUAUAUCUUAAAUGUCUAAACCUAGGUCUAAACUGACUUGGUUAUUGACAUUACUGCUGCUUUGCUGCCAUUUUAGCCUUUUCUAAUAUUUUCUUUCUCAUUGUUAGGGGGCAGUAUAAGAUAGAUGGUUAGUAAAUUAUAAUAUUGCCUUGAACAACAAAAGUAUUAGAAGAACACUGGAGAUUAUUUAGUUUCUUUAAAUUGGGAUACUUUGUGUUUAUAAAAUGUGGUGAAUGUAGAACAAUGCAUUAAAUUAAUUUAUAAAUCUCAAAACAAAGGUGCUCUUAAUACAUACUGCAUGUUAUCAAUGAUGUUCUGCAUGUCAAUGUACUGGUAUUUCCUUUGAGAGAAAUAUGCGAACACUGUUAUAUUUAAAGUAAGCAAACAAGAAAUUUGUGUUUAUGUGAAAUUAGACAUAAUAACAUGUAGGAUAUGUUUUGUUACAAGAAUGUAUGUUUAUCAUAUUCCUGUAUUUAUUGUAGACAUUGCUGAAUGUUAAAAAUACAAAAUUAAAAUAUUCCAAGGAUCUAUAUUUGCACUAUUUUAACUGUUAUUUUAUAAGUUAUAAUAGAGUAUACAUGUUGCAGCUAGCUGCAUCCAAUGAUGAUUUAACUGCCAGAAACCUUUGGGAGAUCUUGGGAAACCUUCUGCUCCAAAACAAAUCCCAAAUUAGGAUGUAAUGAAAAAAGAAAGUGAUUGGAGCAGUACCAUGAUCUAAGCCCAUGACAUUCUUAAAGGACAAACUUACCUUCAAAAGCCUGCAUUUUUAAUUUUGAAUACAACAUAUGGCCUUGAAUAAAAAUACAGUUUGAAUGUAGUUGUGUGGGACAUGAAACCUCUGAAAAUAAUUGCCUUCUUGAAUUGUCACAUUUAGAAAUAUAGUUUCUUUCUUAUUUGCAUUGCAAUAGUGUGCCUUGACAUGCUGUAUCACUUUAAAAGAAGUGCAUGCUACUUCUCAGCUAUUGGCAACAAUUUUUUAACAAUUUACAUAUAAAAAUGUGAUGAUUACUAACAAUUCUGUCCUGUACCUAAAAAGUAAUCUUUUACUGUCAGUUCCUCUUAUAAUUAUUUUCUCAACCGAAACUUGAUGCUCUCAAAAUACUGUUUACGAAGGUCAAAUGUAAGCUUA